Messenger RNA from Cladophialophora immunda, 282 nucleotides. RefSeq lists its product as uncharacterized. The record is from RefSeq and is a predicted model, not a curated record. Lineage: Eukaryota; Fungi; Ascomycota; Eurotiomycetes; Chaetothyriales; Herpotrichiellaceae. The transcript has a single exon. Bases 1 to 282 code for a protein of 93 amino acids.
AUGGCCAGGCCUUCCAAGAGAUAUUCUAGCUCCAAAUUGAAAACCCGUGGAAAGAGUCAUUCCGCUACGAAGGACGAAAAGAAAGCGAAGGCACAAUAUGAGCAAGCAAGACGUCGCCAGUGGUGCGUAGUGAAGAAAGUUGAUGAACUGCACACACUAUGCAAGAAGAAGUACUUUCCCCUCAUUGUCGAUGACCAUCGAGCCGACUACGUCAGCUCUGAGAACAUUUCAGAGGAAUGGCCGUAUUCAAUGAAAGCUACGACAUACCUCGAGAUUGGCUAG